AGGCUGGGUUCGGCUUUGUGAGCCCUUUGGCCUUCCACACUGCUGACUCUCCCCUCCUAGUCUCCUUCUGUCUCUGCGGUCAAACCGGCAGCCCGGAGUACUGAGAAAUAUGGCCGCCCCUCCAUCAUAUGCUGAUCUCGGCAAAGCAGCGAAGGACGUCUUUAACAAGGGAUACGGGUUUGGGCUGGUGAAGCUAGAUCUGAAGACCAAGUCAGCCAAUGGUGUGGAGUUCAAGACGAGCGGCUCGUCCAACACCGAGACAGGAAAAGUGAGUGCAAAUCUGGAGACCAAGUACAAAUGGGACGAAUACGGAGUGACCUUCACUGAGAAAUGGAGCACGAACAACACACUCGGGACUGAGAUCAGCGUCGAGGACCAGAUCGUUAAAGGACUGAAGGUGAUGUUCGACACGUCGUUCUCUCCAAACACAGGGAAGAAGAGCGGGAAAGUGCAGACGGCGUAUAAGUGCGAGUACGUCAACAUGGGCUGCGAUGUGGAUUUCGAUUUCUCCGGUGCGGUGGUUAAUGCCGCCGCUGUUCUGGGCUACGACUCCUGGCUCGCCGGCUUCCAGGCGACCUUUGACCCCACCAAGUCCAAAAUCACCCGCAACAACUUUGCCAUCGGAUACCGGGCGCGAGACUUCCAGUUACACACGCACGUAAACGACGGCUCUGAGUUUGGAGGCUCUGUGUAUCAGAAGCUGAGUGAUAAUCUGGAGACGGCGGUGAAUCUGGCCUGGACAGCCGGGAGCACCAACACGCGCUUUGGCAUCGCCGCCAAGUACACACUCGACUCCAACUCUUCUGUCAACGUUAAGGUGAAUAACUCCAGUCUGGUUGGAGUGGGAUACACACAGACUCUCAGACCAGGGGUGAAGCUGAUUCUCUCUGCGCUGGUUGAUGGGAAGAGCGUCAACGCUGGAGGUCAUAAACUGGGCCUGGGUUUCGAACUGGAGGCUUAAAUGUCCUCUGUGUGUACUAUGCAGAAGCAGAACAUCCUCACACACACACGCCAUCAUUCCUCUCAGCACUUUAGUUAUUCCUCCUAUAUUUAUUUAUUUCCUUCACACACACAGGACCUGGGUUCAUCUUUACCAUAUUCUCCCGAGUAUAAAAUGUUUUUUUCCUCCUCCGAAUGUGAUAUUUCUCCGACAUGCCUGUGUGCUGGUGUUUACAGUAGCCCUGCUGCUCCAGGAAUUACGGUAGUUCUCUGCCUUUAUGUGCUUCUCAGAUGUUGAAAUUAUGAAGUCGUUGCGUUAAAGUGCACGGCUGGUUCGCUAGCCUGAUCGUCCUAUUUAUUAGCUUUGUGUUAACAUGUCGCUGUGAUGAUUAGCGUUAUUGUAAUUCUUAAAGACCGAAUAAGGAACAGGCAACACUAACAGGACAAACACUAAACUGUGCUGCGGCAGUAGGGGGCGCUGAAGCACUUUUUUCUGAAAUAAGACACCAAACUAUUUUUACACUUAUAGUCUGGAGAAUACGGUAAACACUAAGCUCUUGUGACUGAAUACUGAGUUACUGAAUAAAUCACACUGAAGCUGGUA
Molecule: messenger RNA, 1543 nt
Organism: Neoarius graeffei (lesser salmon catfish)
Lineage: Eukaryota; Metazoa; Chordata; Actinopteri; Siluriformes; Ariidae
Product: voltage-dependent anion-selective channel protein 2-like
Exons: 9
Coding region: 110-961 (283 amino acids)
Biological process (GO): monoatomic anion transmembrane transport
Cellular component (GO): mitochondrial outer membrane
Molecular function (GO): voltage-gated monoatomic anion channel activity
Source: RefSeq, a predicted model, not a curated record